GUCAGUUCCCAGUCUGCUUGUUAUUAACGUCUGAUAGACUAGUCGGAUUGUAGCGAUGCUGCAGAGGGGGAGAGAAUCUGUCUCCACCAGUAUCACUCACGCCGCACUUUGCACUUGAUAGUCGCAGGUUUGGACUCUCCUGCUGGCCCCUCUCUUAGUGACCCGCACCCAGCGAAAGCUGAGCUCAAAUCGAAGACACCUCUCUCUCUCUCAAAAAAAAAGAUUCGGUUGCUGCUGAAACUGAUUUUCUCCAAGCCUGAGCGAGUAAGGCAGCGAGAUGCCACGCUCAUUCCUGGUGAAGAGCAAGAAAGCGCAUAGCUACCAUCAACACAGACCCAUCGAGGAUGACUACAACAGCAGGCUGGAGCAUAUCCUGGCACACAUCUCCUCAGACAGUAAGCUGCCGGAAGACGCCCCCUCUGCGGACUCCAAAGGCGGAGUUUCGCCCAAUUCCCAAGCGGUGGAGGCGACCGACGUGCCGGAAUCUCCCGUGAGCAGCGAGGAUGGUGUCUGUGGUAGAACUUCCGAGUAUGAGGAUUUCUGGAGACCCCCCUCUCCGUCUGCGUCGCCAGACUCUGAGAAAUCUCUCUCCCCGUCUCUGGAAGAGAAUCAUCCCUUCGCGGUACCUCUGAAGCAGUAUGGAUGGAGUAACUACACAGGUUCCGAAUUGAAGUACCUGAUGCAGAAUUACCGCCCCCCAGCUCUGGAGCGGAGCUCCGCCGUGGGGGUGUACAGCGAACGGAACUCCAUCGCUGGCCUCUACCCGAGCUCCGCCUCUGGCUUUUACAACGACCGCGGUCCGGCUCACGGGCUGUACGGCGACCUCGGCACCGCGUCCGCUCUGUACAACGAGCGGAGCCGCAACUUCAACGAGAAAAGUGACGAAGUGAAAACGGAAUCCGGGCUCCUUUGCACCCGACUGCUCCUCAACAACGGCUCCUACAAGUGCAUCAAAUGCAGCAAGGUCUUCUCCACUCCUCAUGGUCUGGAAGUUCACGUCCGCCGGUCUCACAGCGGUACCCGCCCUUUCGCCUGUGACAUUUGCGGAAAAACCUUUGGCCACGCGGUCAGUCUGGAACAGCACAAAACUGUUCACUCGCAGGAAAGGAGUUUUGACUGCAAAAUCUGCGGGAAAACAUUUAAAAGAUCGUCCACGUUGUCCACGCACCUGUUGAUCCACUCAGACACCAGGCCUUACCCGUGUCAAUUUUGCGGGAAAAGAUUUCAUCAGAAGUCAGACAUGAAAAAGCACACCUUCAUCCACACAGGUGAAAAGCCCCAUAAAUGCCAGGUCUGCGGCAAAGCCUUCAGCCAGAGCUCUAAUCUGAUCACCCACAGCCGCAAGCACACCGGAUUCAAGCCGUUCGGCUGCGACCUGUGCGGUAAAGGAUUCCAGAGGAAAGUGGAUCUCCGGAGACAUCGCGAGACACAGCAUGACAUCAAAUAGACCAGGAAAAAUAUAAAUCUGGACUCCUGCACGGCAAGGGGCCCUUGUGAAUUCUGUGUGAAUCGCACGCGAAACUCUACCUGGGAUUAUAACCCUGGCCUUUCUGUGACCCACUGACUAGCUGCGGCCUUAAACCACCGUCAGACUCUAACAUCAGGUGCUUGUUCGAUUUGUGCAGUGUUUCAGAAGCAAACUUCUUAAAUUAUUGUAGAUGGGUGCAUCAUUGUUACAAUAUUUUUGGGAUGCAUGCGUUUAAACCAUCUGAAAGAUGUUUUAUUUCUGAGCAGUAAAGGGAACAGUCUGAUUAAAUUCCCCGUUGCUCAACGUUGUAUUGGCACUCUGUGACUUUUAAAUAGAAGUACAGUAAUAAUUUAUAUCUAAAAAACCGGGAAGGGCAGUCCGCCACAGCCCGGCGACCCUUGGUAAAUUUUCUAAAAUCCACUUACAGCUUCCACUUGAGAAAGACCCAUCGAAAGUCUUACAGAAGCAAAAUGCAAUAGUUGAACAAAUAAUUGCAUUGUAAAACUCAUUGUGAUCUACGUAUUUCGCAUGUCGUUACCAUUGAUGUCAAUAAUUUUGUUUCUGGGAGACGUGGUAUUCAAUCGCACGUCGCAGGAACUGGAGAGAUUUCCGUCACGUACUGGCGUUUGAGGCGACUAAGCCCCCGCAAUGUCCACCACGCAACCUAAGUCUAUCGCAGUUUUACCCUUAGUCUGAUGAAACCAGUCUCUGCUACCCAACGCCAGCAGGAAGACCUUCGAGAGCAGACAGGUAUCCCCAAUGAUUCUAAAUUGCCCCUCGCAAAUCCAAAGCCUGGAAAGAGAAGGGUGGGCCAGGAACCCUCCAAGAUAAGAUAACUGUGGCCAUCUCAAGAAAGGAGACAAACGCAGCUGCAGUAACUACGGAGAGUUCUUCUUGUAUUCUGCCAACAAGAAAGUCAUUGUUAGGAUCCUCCAGUGCCUGAAGAGCUGCUCCUCCAUUCGAAGCGUGAGCUUUAUCGGAUACCAACUCGAAGACAAGUGCAGUGAGCAGUGCCCACUAUUACACUGGCCUUCUUUGAUCUGACAGAAUCCAUCAAUCAGGAGAGACCGUGGGGCACCCUUCUCAAAUUUGCUGCAGGCCACGAUUUUAACCAACAAGGGCCAUAACAGAUCCGAUCUCGUUGAAGACAAUGGCGAGCAAGGGUGCGUCACCUUUGCAACACUUCUCUCCGUAACACUCCAAGUCAAUUCCCACUGGAAUGGAACGAAUCCCCGGGACAAAUGGGAAAAUAUCCAACCCGCGAUUCUUACACUCCACAAUCAAAGCCAUCUCCGCCUGCAGUUUUCAAGCCUGGUACAAUACAAUUGGUGUAUCUUCAUCUUUGGAGAACUAGCGCCAGAUUACGACAGGCAUGAAAUAUAAUUCCCACAAACCCAAGGUCCGAUACCAACCUUCCCCUGUGGUACGCCAAGGAGCACCGUGAAACGCUGACAGGCACUGGUAAUGAAAUUCGCCAUUACGUCCAUUGUCCUCAAUUCGCAUUAGGCCAUCUGAAAGAAACGGUGAAGAACAAGCCCUCCAGUCCAAAAGUUCUUGGGUUGACGCGGAGAAAUGAUCACGAUCCUCCUGUGCACCUUGGGGGGUGGGGGGGGGGGAUGAUGGAUUAUUAGUGGCGCAAUGACUCCAGUUGAGUGUGAUGUUCUAAGGCGAUGUCUAUUGAUGGGUCCUCAGGUGGCCGAUGCGGGGUGGACUACCUCUGGAACUGGAGGACCACCAACACCGUCCCCACUGAAAUCUCCAAAUCUACUGGUGUCCAUUUCCCACCACCUACGUCCCAAUUACUCUCAGAAUUUCUGGACAGGUUGCGUUGUUUACGCAACCUAAAUACUCUAAUCGAAGUGCAUAUAGUGCAAGAGGUUACCAGGUGGGCAAGGAGAACACCAAAAGAAUUUUCUCCGAGUCUCCUCGAAACGAAAUUGUAAAAUCCCCAUCUAGUUGUCAGGAAUCCUGCUCAAAAUGGUGAAGGAUUGAUUCGGGAAUUUCACGCCCCUUCGCAGGAACACCCAAUGUGUAUGGCGGAAAGGAAGGGUCACCUCUCUAACCACCCACCCGCCAUCUCUGUCAGACACGUCCUGUCCCACUUGUAACAGAGUGGGUCCUGCUUUCGCCUCAUUUCUCAGUUCAGACCCUGUGGAACUGGAGUGGGAACUGGUCAUCCUCCGUCCCAAGGGUCUGUGUGUGAAGAAGGAACCUCACAGCCGGGAUUUACAUGACAAGAAAUGGAUUUGUCCUUACUCUGACGGUCCGCAACAGUUGUCCCGCGGAGAUGUGUUUGGUAAAUAGAUCAAUCCAAUAUUUAUCGUAACUCGCUUUGAGUUUUUUUUAAAGAGAUGAUAAAGUAAGUAGGAGACACAAGAGACUGCAAACACUGGAAACCUGGAGAAACACAAACAAAACACUGAAGGACCUCAGCGGUCAGACAGCGACUAUGGAGGGGAAUGGAUAGUUAACGCUUCCGGUCCAGACCCUUCGUCAGGUAACCUCCAUCGAUACUGUCUGACCCGCUGAGUUCUUCCAGAUAUUCUUUGUGUUAAUAACAUCAUUAAAUGGUCAAGAAAAAAUUGGAAAUAACAUAGCUUCAUUAAUCUCCCUUCUGCAAGAAUGUAUCUAUCAUGAGUCUUAUAGUACAGAAGCUUUAGGAAGUCUUUCAUCAAUUGAAAUCAUCAGUCAAAGUCAAAAGCGGAGUCGGUAGAAGAUUUCUUCCUUUAAAUUAUUUUAAAAUUGAAAGAGAGUAAAUUAAAACGUGCCUUAAAUAUGAGAGUCUCUAAAUAACACAGACUCCAGUCUUAUUACGACCUACAUGCGGCCGGCAGCAAGUAUAAAUAUCCCGAUGAAUGGUCUCGGCCUGAAACGUCGACUGUUACUCCUCUCCAUAAAUGCUGCCCGGCUUGCUGACUUCCUCCAGCAUUGUAUGUGUGUGUGUGUGUGUGUGUGUGUGUGUGUGUGUCUGUGUUCCUCAAGGUUUCCAGCUGCAUAAUCUCUUGUGUUUAACGUUAGAAGCUAGUAUUUUUUUGGAGAGCAUUAGAAUUGGUGAAAAGGGAAAAUUGACUAACGAGCAAAGGCCACCAAAUUCAGAGGUGGAACGCCUUACUCAAGUAUGUGAAUUUUGUGUUAACUUUGUGUGAUACUAUAAUAUAUUGCAAUUUAUUUAUUCACAAC
Messenger RNA from Mobula hypostoma (lesser devil ray), 4648 nucleotides. Its product is annotated as zinc finger protein Gfi-1-like. The coding region runs from base 278 to 1447 and encodes 389 amino acids. Gene Ontology annotation, biological process: regulation of transcription by RNA polymerase II. Lineage: Eukaryota; Metazoa; Chordata; Chondrichthyes; Myliobatiformes; Myliobatidae. The transcript is spliced from 7 exons. Gene Ontology annotation, molecular function: DNA-binding transcription factor activity, RNA polymerase II-specific; RNA polymerase II cis-regulatory region sequence-specific DNA binding. The record is from RefSeq and is a predicted model, not a curated record.